AUGAUUAUAGGCUCCUUAAAUGUUCGUGGGUGUGGUAAUGCUCUUAAAAGAAGGAGGAUUACCGACAUAAUAAAAAAGGGUAAUGCGGAUAUGUUUUUUAUUCAAGAAUCAAAGUUAUCAAAUACGGAGGAGUUUGUCGUCAAAAGCUUAUGGAGUAAUUCGGAAAUUGGCUUUUCUUUUUCUAAUUCAGAAGGUUUGUCGGGAGGAAUUAUCUCUCUUUGGAGGACGGAUAGGGUGGAGGUUAUUUAUAGUUUUAGAGGCGAAGGUUUUUUGGGGAACAAAGUGGUGUGGAAGGAAGGGGUGUAUUAUGUGGUAAACGUUUAUUCGUCUUGUAACUUGGAGAAGAAAAAAGUUUUGUGGAGAAAUUUGUUAGAUUUGAAACGUAGGUUGUGUGAUGGGGAUUGGAUUAUUGGAGGGGAUUUCAAUGCUACUAAAAGUUCUAGUGAAAGAAAGGGUAGGAGGAAUUACGAAGGUGACAUUGGCUCCGAUUUGUUUGGAGGCUUUAUUGGGGAGAGUGGUUUGGUGGAUGUUCCUUGUAAAGGAAAGAGAUUUUCGUGGUUUAGUGGUGAUGGGAGAGCUAUGAGUAGAAUCGAUCGCUUCUUGAUUUCAAAUAGCAUUGUAAACAAGUGGGGUGUGGUGGGGCAACUUAUUGGUAAGAGAGAUAUUUCGGAUCAUAGCCCGGUGUGGUUAGUGAUGGAUGAUGUUAAUUGGGGACCAAAACCGUUCAAGUUUAACAACGAAUGGUUUUCUUUGUAUUCUUUUCUUCCUUUUGUCGAGAAAGAGUGGAAUGAUAUGGUUGUGGAGGGUAGGGGUGAUUUUGUCCUUAAAGAAAAGUUGAGAAGAUUGAAAGAUAGGUUGGUUUGGUGGAAUAAAAAUGUGUUCGGGAGAUUUGAUUUGGAAGUUGAAGAUAGUGUGAGAGAGUUAAAUUUGGGUGAUGAGGUGUUGGAAUUUGCUUCGGAAGAACUCUUUGGAGAGGCUAAUUUGAAAAGGAGAGGGGCAAACAAGAGAUUUUGGUUAAAUUUAAGAAUAAAGGAGAACAUGCUCGUUCAAAAGUCUAGGCUUAAAUGGCUAAAUGAAGGUUGUCAUACCCUAAAUUUGUCCUACCCUUAA
Vicia villosa (hairy vetch) is the source of this 1110-nucleotide messenger RNA. RefSeq lists its product as uncharacterized. Gene Ontology annotation, molecular function: endonuclease activity; DNA binding. Bases 1 to 1110 code for a protein of 369 amino acids. NCBI's taxonomy places the organism in Eukaryota, Viridiplantae, Streptophyta, Magnoliopsida, Fabales, Fabaceae. Gene Ontology annotation, biological process: DNA repair. The record is from RefSeq and is a predicted model, not a curated record. The transcript has a single exon.